Messenger RNA from Gigantopelta aegis, 1879 nucleotides. RefSeq names its product carboxypeptidase B-like. The transcript is spliced from 12 exons. The record is from RefSeq and is a predicted model, not a curated record. Gene Ontology annotation, molecular function: zinc ion binding; metallocarboxypeptidase activity. Bases 166 to 1866 code for a protein of 566 amino acids. Lineage: Eukaryota; Metazoa; Mollusca; Gastropoda; Neomphalida; Peltospiridae. Gene Ontology annotation, biological process: proteolysis.
AAAUACUUGUGGCGGGAGUCAUACAUCAUGUACACUCCGGAAAACAGCUGAUUUAGCAGAGAGAGAGACUCUGCAGGAACAUCACACGAUAUUUGUUUGAGUUCCUUUUUACAAAUUUCGUUUGUUAUUUUUGAAAACGAAAUAAGAAAACCCAGACCACUGGUCAUGGCGCGGUAUUACGUGAUUUUCCUGGCAGGCGUCGCAUGCUGUUUUGCUGCCAACACAGAACAACACAUUACUCAUUAUGAUGGGUUUAGAGUCUUCCGAAUUAUUCCUUCAACAGACAAACAUAUACAAGCAUUGAAAAAUAUAGAAAAACUGAUAAAGCUCGAUGUUUGGCAUGAGCCUCAUUGGGCAGGCGAAAACUAUGACGUCAUGGUACAACCCAAAGACAUCAAAGUAUUCAUAGAAAAGUUAGCGGAGUACGGCCUCCAUUUCACAGUCUUAGUGGAUGACGUUGAAAGACUACUGACCAAGGAGAGGCAACAUAUUCGUCGUAGAAGGAAGAGAUCAAUGUCCGCACUGCACGAAUACACAACCGACUUUUUAUCAUUUCCUCAAAUUGAGCAGUUCCUGUCGAAAGUGAAGAGCAGUCGAACUGAGCCAAAUGUAAACCUCUUCUCCAUCGGCAAGUCGUCGGAGGGUCGAGACCUCAUUGUUGCCAAGAUUUAUAAGUCGUCGAGGCGACACAAACCAGAAAUCUUUAUAGAUGCCGGGAUCCACGCUCGCGAGUGGAUAGCUCCUGCCACGGCCAUCAACAUUAUUUACCAGCUGGCGUUUAACCCAUCCAAGGACCCCACGGUGUCAGCGGUGCUGGAUAAGUUUGACUGGUACAUCAUGCCUGUAGCGAACCCAGACGGAUACCAGUUUACUUUUGACCACGAUCGGCUGUGGAGGAAAACACGAAGCUACAACAUCGACAGCAUGUGCAGGGGCGUGGAUGCGAACCGGAACUUCGACUACAAAUGGGACCCCAGUACUGGAGGCAGUCUGGCACCCUGUGAAGACGUCUUUGCCGGGACGGGACCGUUCUCCGUGCCAGAGUCCAGGCACCUAGGACAUUUUCUACGUUCCCAUGGCAACACGAUCCAGCUGUACCUAUCGAUGCACUCUUUCGGCCAGUAUUUGCUCUACCCGUGGGGCUACAGCCGCAAUGAAACCGCGCCCGAUGAACGCGAUCUGGAUCUUCUCGCUCAGGUUGCCAAUAGAAGCAUGUCACGUUCCUACAGCAUCGGACGAUCGGCAGAGGUUCUCUACCCUGCCGCAGGAGGAUCCUACGACUACGCCAAGGGAGCAGCGGGUAUCAAGUACAGCUACACCAUGGAACUGCCGCCCAGAGACACCUUGACCAACAGCUACCUCGGCUUCAGUCUACCCUUCGACGAAAUAUCGCCCAUCGCUCGAGACACGUGGAACGGGAUUAAGGCGCAGGCGCUCUAUCUCGACCGAAAGCAACACCAGAAAGACGCGCACGCCACGGCCACAGCGCAUGGCGGAAGUGUUGACUUUGUUGGGGCAUCACGGGAUGGUGUACGAACUUCCGGUGAUGGUGCCCAGCCAUCGCGACAAGCUUUGUCACCUUCGCGGCAAGCCUGGGCACCAUCGCGGCAAGCCUGGGCACCAUCGCGGCAAGCUUUGGCACCACUGCGGCAAGCUUUGGUACCAUCGCGGCAAGCUGUGGCCCCAUCGCGGCAAGCUUUGGCAGCACCGAGGCAAGCUUUGGGUUCUUCAAACCAUCCAAGUUUGUCAUCUGGAAACGACGUGGUCUAUAGCUCACAUUCCGGAUUAAACGAUUAUAUCUCGGCUCUUCCACAACAUAUGCGCGUGUGGUUUGUGCAACAUAUAAAUCGAUUGGGAAGCAAAUAAAGUUAUAUAUUGU